UUUCCGAUAAACCCGAAAAAGCGGAAAGAGAGAAGAAGCAGAGAGAAUUCCAUUUCAACCGGAAUUUCGCGCCAUUCGUGCUCGGCUCGAGCCCGAUGCGAAGCUGACGAUGCUCUCCGGCGCGUAGCAGCAAUGGAAGCUGAGGGAAAGAGUGGCGCGAGAAGUAGAAGAAGGAAGCCCCUCGCGGACCUCACCAACGCCGUCUCCCGGCCGGAGCUCGCGCCUCCUCGCAAGCCCGGCGCUUCGCCGGCUCCCAAGAGGAUCGCCCCGAACCCUAGCUCGUCCGAUCCCGCCCCUCCUCUCCCUUCCACACCCGCUCGCCCGAUCGCAUCUUCUUCCGGGCAUGAUGUUUCCGAGAGGUCUGUGUUCCGUACAACUUAUAGCCGCAGAAAGCCGGCGGAUAAAGGCAAGCGUAAAGAGAAGGCCGUUGCUGUCUCUAUGACCAGCUCUCCUGCUAGGAAGAUCAGAAAUGCGAGGAACAAGCUUAAUGAUGAAGGAGAUGGUGCUGGAUCCAAGUCAUGCUCUAUGCCAAAUAAAAGGAAGCUGCAGAGGCCACCAUCUAGGAAAGAUGUGCCUGAUGAUGCCUUGCAAGAUUACAUCAGGCAGAAGAAAUCUUACUUUGAAGAGAUUGAUGCAUUCGAAUUGCCAGAGGAGGAGGUAGCCUCAGUUAAUGAUUUGGACUAAAUGGAAGAGAUACGGGAGAUAUCAGUGACCAGACCGCUCAAGUAUAGGUGGUGAUGUCUGUACAGUCAACUGACAGUGUAAUACUCGACUACUCUACACAGGGAUUUUGGUUUUGUAAAGUGUACAUAUGUAGUCUUACUCUGGAGGUUGUAGAAUUUGUCCUGCGUAUUCCAUGACUUGAUCAUGGAGUUUUGAGAUAAGAAGAGCUUUUGUAUAGUAUUGAUUACUAAUCAGAAAUUUGCCUAUGCUUCACCAA
This is a messenger RNA of Syzygium oleosum, 940 nucleotides long. RefSeq lists its product as uncharacterized. The record is from RefSeq and is a predicted model, not a curated record. NCBI's taxonomy places the organism in Eukaryota, Viridiplantae, Streptophyta, Magnoliopsida, Myrtales, Myrtaceae. The transcript has 4 exons. The coding region runs from base 133 to 684 and encodes 183 amino acids.